CGUCACAUACAUGCACCCAGAGUGCCCGCCGCAGCCGUUCUACGUCAAGCCACCGCCGUGGCGUCCAAAGCUUCUGCCUCUGGGAGUUGAAGUCCCUUCAGAGAGCGAAGGGGAAGAGAAGCGAGAUUCAUCGCGAAUAGAUCUGCGGGUCAGAGGCGGCUGCCGCCUCGCUCGGCGUUGACAAAAGAAUACGUCUCAAUUGUACAAAGACGCCGACUAAUAAAUAUGUCGACUGACCUGCUCCCAACACCUCCCGAGUCGGAUUGUGUGAAAACAAAGCCUGACACGAGUGAGGACCCAGCAGAGCAUCUGAAGCCAAGUUUGGACAAAGGAGAAGCCCCCGAGCACAUGUCCAAGCGACGGAUGAAGAAGCUCCUGAGGCAGAAACAGUGGGAAGAACAGCGAGAACUCCGCAAGCAAAAACGUAAGGAAAGACGCCAGAGAAGAAAAUUGGAACGACAGUCUCACCUGGAGUCAAAUUCGGAUGGCCAUGACAAGAAACGUUUUCGAAGUGAGGUCAUUCCCAGUCCACUCCGCCUUAUUGUUGACUGCAGUUUUGAUGACCUGAUGGUCUCAAAGGAUAUUAAGAAGCUCCAUAAACAGAUUCAGAGGUGUUAUGCAGAAAACCGUCGAGCAUCACAUCCUGUGCAGUAUUAUUUGACCAGCCAUGGAGGUCAGCUGAAAAAGAUCAUGGACGAAAAUGACAAAGGAUGGGUCAACUGGAAGGAUAUCCAUAUCAAACCAGAGCACUAUAGUGAACUUAUGAAGAAAGAGGACUUGGUGUAUCUUACGUCAGAUUCACCUAAUAUACUGAAGGAACUGGACGAAUCCAAGGCCUAUGUGAUUGGAGGCCUGGUGGAUCACAAUCAUCACAAGGGUAUCACAUAUAAACAAGCCUCAGAGCAUGGAAUUCAUCAUGCACAGCUUCCUCUUGGGGAUUUUGUGAAAAUGAAUAGUCGAAAAGUUUUAGCUGUUAAUCAUGUUUUUGAGAUUGUAUUGGAGUAUCUCGAGACCAGAGACUGGCAGGAGGCAUUUUUCAGCAUCCUUCCUCAGCGGAAAGGUGCUGUCCCCGCAGACAAAGCCUGUGAAAGCUCUUCACGCAAAUGCUCCAGUGCCAAGGAUGAGGAGGAGAGCGACUCGAGUGCAGAGGAAAGCACCGAUAACGCGCAGGCCUCAAUACAAGAAGGAGAGGCGCAGAACACGUAGCGCUCGGCUGUGGCAGUUGGCAGAGAGGGAGAAUCUGAGGUGCCCCUAAUGUCUGGCAUUGGAAGGGAGACCUGCGUUUCUGUUACACUCUUGAUUUAGUUACAUCAGUUAUUCUACAUGGGUGAGCCCUUUGAAGAUUAACUGAAAGAUGAUAAUUUUUUAAAUUUAUCCUCAGCAGUUUAGAAAAUGAGUGCCUAAGGAAUUAACACUUAAUGAUUGAUCAUUGUACAAACGGAGUGUACAGGAAUAGAUCGAGUGCUGGGCCUGGAGAAAGGAAGACCUUGAGUUUGCAUCCUGCCUCAGGCACUGACUGACUGUGUGACCCUGUCAGAGGUCCUCUGACCUCCAGCUGCUUCAAGCUUCUCAUCUGUAAUGGCUGCAGCAGAGGCCCCAGCUCACAGGGUUACUGUGAGCAUGGAACAAGAUAAUAAAUUUGUAAAGUGCUUUGUAAACCUUAAAGCAGUAUAUAAA
This is a messenger RNA of Trichosurus vulpecula (common brushtail), 1677 nucleotides long. RefSeq names its product tRNA methyltransferase 10A (gene TRMT10A). Bases 226 to 1206 code for a protein of 326 amino acids. NCBI's taxonomy places the organism in Eukaryota, Metazoa, Chordata, Mammalia, Diprotodontia, Phalangeridae. The transcript is spliced from 8 exons. Gene Ontology annotation, biological process: tRNA N1-guanine methylation. Gene Ontology annotation, molecular function: tRNA binding. Gene Ontology annotation, cellular component: nucleus; nucleoplasm; cytosol. The record is from RefSeq and is a predicted model, not a curated record.